This is a messenger RNA of Dipodomys spectabilis (banner-tailed kangaroo rat), 4418 nucleotides long. It is a transcript of the gene Zc3h7b, whose product is annotated as zinc finger CCCH-type containing 7B. Gene Ontology annotation, molecular function: miRNA binding; protein binding; metal ion binding. Gene Ontology annotation, biological process: miRNA processing. The transcript has 23 exons. Bases 258 to 3233 code for a protein of 991 amino acids. NCBI's taxonomy places the organism in Eukaryota, Metazoa, Chordata, Mammalia, Rodentia, Heteromyidae. The record is from RefSeq and is a predicted model, not a curated record.
GGACGGAGCUGCUGCGGUGCUGCCGCGCGCGGCCGGCCGCGGGGCUGGAAUGAAAGUAAGGCGCUCCGGAGCCCGGAGCCGCAUGGAGCGCGCGGCCGGGGCGGCGGCGCCCGGGGCAGGAUGCGGCCGCCCGUAAUUAAAUAGCAUUUACUCUUAUUAUUACUAAUAAUAAUAACGUAAUCAUACCUCUAGUCAUAGCAUACCAUUUAUCGGGCUCGGCGCAGGCCCGCGGGGAGCGCAGCCCGGCCGAGAGACUGAUGGAGAGGCAGAAACGGAAGGCGGACAUCGAGAAGGGGCUGCAGUUCAUUCAGUCAACACUACCCCUAAAACAAGAAGAGUAUGAGGCCUUCCUGCUUAAGCUGGUGCAGAACCUGUUCGCUGAGGGCAAUGACCUGUUCCGGGAGAAGGACUACAAGCAGGCCCUGGUGCAGUACAUGGAGGGGCUGAACGUGGCCGACUACGCCGCCUCUGACCAGGUGUCCCUGCCCCGCGAGCUGCUGUGCAAACUGCAUGUCAACAGGGCGGCCUGCUACUUCACCAUGGGCAUGUAUGAGAAAUCACUGGAAGACAGCGAAAAGGCACUGGGCCUGGACAGCGAGAACAUCCGGGCGCUUUUCCGCAAGGCCCGGGCCCUCAACGAGCUGGGGCGCCAUAAGGAGGCCUACGAGUGCAGCAGCCGGUGCUCCCUCGCGCUGCCGCACGACGAAAGCGUCACUCAGCUGGGUCAGGAGCUGGCUCAGAAGCUCGGGCUGCGGGUGCGGAAGGCAUAUAAGAGGCCUCGGGAAUUGGAAACCUUUUCUCUGCUCAGUAAUGGUACUGCGGCUGGUGUGGCAGAUCAGGGAAUGUCCAACGGAUUCGGAUCCAUUGAUGACAUCGAAACAGACUGCUAUGUGGACCUGCACAGCUCCCCAGCCCUGCUCCCUUCUGCUCCUGCCAUGUCUCUGUUUCCUCACAUGCUGGACCUCCUGGCCCCUCUGGACAGCAGCGGCAGGGCCAUCCCCAGCACCGAGGGCCUGGAUGACUUCUCGGAUGGGGAUGUCUUUGGUCCAGAGCUGGAUACCCUCCUGGACUCUCUGUCUCUGGUCCAGGGCGGUCUGCCUGGCAGUGGUGUGCCCAGUGAGUUGCCCCAGCUGAUACCCGUGUUCCCUGGCGGGACCCCGCUGCUGCCCCCCGUGGUGGGCGGCUCCAUCCCCGUCUCCAGCCCGCUGCCCCCUGCCUCCUUCGGCCUCGUCAUCGAUCCCUCCAAGAAGCUGGCUGCCUCAGUCCUGGACACCCUCGACGCCCCAGGCCCCGCGCUGGACCCUCUGGACCUGCUCCCCUACUCAGACACCCGGCUGGAGGCCCUGGAUACCUUCGGGUCGGUCCGAGGCUCCCUGGACAAACCUGACUCUUUCAUAGAGGAGACCAACUCACAAGACCACCGCCCCCCAAGCAGUACUCAGAAACCGGCCCCCUCGCCGGAGCCCUCCAUGCCCAACACCGCCUUGCUCAUCAAGAACCCUUUAGCUGCCACCCAUGAGUUCAAGCAGGCCUGCCAGCUGUGCUACCCCAAGACAGGCCCCAAGGCAGGCGACUAUACCUACCGAGAGGGCCUGGAGCACAAAUGUAAGCGAGACAUCCUACUGGGCCGGCUCCGGAGCUCAGAGGACCAAACCUGGAAGCGGAUCCGGCCCCGGCCCACCAAGACCAGCUUUGUGGGCUCCUACUACCUGUGCAAAGACAUGAUUAACAAGCAGGACUGUAAGUACGGAGAUAACUGCACCUUCGCCUACCAUCAGGAGGAGAUCGACGUGUGGACGGAGGAGCGGAAGGGCACCCUAAACCGCGACCUGCUCUUCGACCCACUGGGGGGCGUCAAGCGGGGCAGCCUCACCAUCGCCAAGCUCCUCAAGGAGCACCAGGGCAUCUUCACCUUCCUCUGUGAGAUCUGCUUUGACAGUAAGCCUCGGAUCAUCAGCAAGGGCACCAAGGAUUCACCAUCCGUCUGCUCUAACCUGGCUGCCAAGCACAGCUUCUACAACAACAAGUGCCUGGUGCACAUCGUCCGCUCCACCUCUCUCAAGUACUCCAAGAUCCGCCAGUUCCAGGAGCACUUCCAGUUCGACGUGUGCCGCCACGAGGUGCGUUACGGCUGCCUGCGCGAGGACAGCUGUCACUUCGCCCACAGCUUCAUCGAGCUCAAGGUCUGGCUGCUGCAGCAGUACUCAGGCAUGACUCACGAAGACAUCGUUCAGGAAUCCAAGAAAUACUGGCAGCAGAUGGAAGCACACGCAGGGAAGGCCAGCGGCAGCAUGGGUGGCCCAAGGACACAUGGGCCCAGCACCUUUGACCUGCAGAUGAAGUUUGUAUGUGGCCAGUGCUGGAGGAAUGGGCAGGUGGUAGAGCCUGACAAGGACCUCAAAUACUGCAGUGCUAAGGCCCGGCAUUGUUGGACCAAGGAACGGCGUGUCCUCCUGGUGAUGUCCAAGGCCAAGAGGAAAUGGGUGUCGGUGAGACCACUGCCGUCCAUUCGCAACUUCCCACAGCAAUACGACCUUUGUAUCCAUGCGCAGAAUGGCCGCAAGUGCCAGUACGUGGGGAACUGCUCCUUCGCACACAGCCCUGAGGAGAGGGACAUGUGGACAUUCAUGAAGGAGAAUAAGAUCCUGGACAUGCAGCAGACCUAUGACAUGUGGCUGAAAAAGCAUAACCCAGGGAAGCCCGGGGAAGGGACCCCCAUCAGCUCUCGGGAAGGGGAGAAGCAGAUCCAGAUGCCCACAGACUACGCCGACAUUAUGAUGGGGUACCACUGCUGGCUCUGCGGCAAGAACAGCAACAGCAAGAAGCAGUGGCAGCAGCACAUCCAGUCGGAGAAGCACAAGGAGAAGGUCUUCACGUCCGACAGUGAUGCCAGCGGCUGGGCCUAUCGCUUUCCUAUGGGCGAAUUCCGGCUCUGUGACAGGCUCCAGAAGGGCAAAGCCUGCCCGGACGGGGACAAGUGCCGCUGCGCCCACGGACAGGAAGAGCUCAAUGAAUGGCUGGACCGUCGUGAGGUGCUGAAGCAGAAGCUGGCCAAGGCCCGCAAGGACAUGCUUCUGUGUCCACGGGAUGAUGACUUCGGCAAAUACAACUUCCUGCUGCAAGAGGAUGGAGACACCGCUGGUGCCACCCCCGAAGCCUCUGCUGCUGCCCCUGCUGCUGCUGCCACCGCUGCCGCUGCUGCCACCACUACCACCACCACCACUGGGGAGUAGGACCAGGUUCAGCCGUGGGCAAAAUCCUGAGGUCGGGGGUGGGGGUGGGGACAGAGGGCCUGAUGGAAGGGCCAGGGCAGACCACCAGGAGUGCAGGCGGCCUCCCUCACCAGCCACCUGGGGCCCUGUCCAUCUUCUCCACCCCCAUCGCCCAGGUGCACCUGCUGCAGCCCCAAGUGGUCCCAGGAUCCUUUUCCACCCCAGGCUCCCGUGGCCAGGGAGGGAAGAGCCUGGCUGGCCCCUCUGGCUUCAGCCUACAGCUUUAAGUUUGUCUGCUCCUACAGGGGGCCCAAAGCUCAGGGCUGGGGAGCCUGGGGUCCCCACUUGAAUCUGCAGCAGGAGGGUCCUUCUCUCCCCCACCUCUUUUUUUUUUGUUCCCCCGCCCCGGGGAGAUCCAGACACAACAGAGGGCAGGAAGCCCUGAUUAGCUUUAAAAUGCAGCCCCACAAUGGAGCUUGAGUCCUGGGACCUCGAUGUCCACUCUGGUUGGAAGAGAGGAGAGGGGCUGGGCUGGAUGAUCCCUGGAGCGACUUGGGGUUCCAGGCGCUCUGGGACCACCCCACCCCAGACCUCUUUCUUGCUAGCCACUAGUAUAGUAUAGAUUGUAAAUCCUCAGCCUUCAAGAGCCGACUCAGCUCAAACCCCAUUUUGUAGAAAAGAAACCUGAGGCCUAGCCUCUGGGGAGGAGCAGUCUGCCCAGGGUCUCUAGCCUCCAGCAUGAGGCAGACAUGGCAUAUAAACCACGGCCAAAAGACUCGCGCGUUAUGGGCUGGAGUCUGGCUGGCUAGGACCCACGCAGCACCCCUGGGGUCCCUCAGGAGAGCUGGUCGUGGGUGCCAGUGGAAGGACAGUCCCCUUCCAGGGAGAGUUGUCAAGAGUGCACAGCAGAGGUACAUCCCAUGUCUGUCUGUCUAUGCAGGGAGAGGGCAGGGGUGGGCGCCCCACCUCGGGGGUGGGGGGUGGGGGGUGGGGGUCAGGACACUGGAGAGGAAGGAGACUUGACUGUGGGCUUCCUAAGCUACUCUAGGAUGGGACGGACACCACCACUCUUUCUUGGGGAAUCCAGUAAGAUCUUCCCAACCCCAGACAUGGAUAUGCCCAUUUGUCCCAGCCCCUUUCUGAUCCCCAACCCUGAAGCUGCCUGGGACCUCAGCAGACCCCCAGCCCUUGCCCCCCUCCCCCCCC